Pisolithus orientalis is the source of this 481-nucleotide messenger RNA. RefSeq lists its product as uncharacterized. Bases 11 to 280 code for a protein of 89 amino acids. NCBI's taxonomy places the organism in Eukaryota, Fungi, Basidiomycota, Agaricomycetes, Boletales, Pisolithaceae. The record is from RefSeq and is a predicted model, not a curated record. The transcript has 2 exons.
AAAAAAAGUGAUGUGUAAGCUCAGAAUCUUUGUGUCUGCAUUGACACGUAGAUUCUACCUGGCGGUCUUCUUCACGUUCUUCUUCCUUCGUCGGGGCAACCCAUCCGAUGCCGCGGUCAUUGUCUUUCGCGAUGACGUAGGCAUCAUGGCUUUCGGCGUACUCGAUGCACCAUUUCUGAGCUUCUGCCUUGAUGGAACCGACGAGAAGGCCAUUCUCUUCCAGUGUCUUGUGACCCCUGGCACUAAUCACGUAGGCACACCCCAACUUUCUCCAUAUUGAACUGUCAAAACCGUUAUGUAAUGUGUUCGAGCGCAGGAUACAAGACCGAACCCACUGUCGGGGGCUCCUUGACAGAAUUCCUCUCAUAAAGGAGGACUGGCAAAGUGGCGGGCUUGGUGGGGGGCAUUCCAACGUAGGGCUCCCCAUCUAUCAAGGAGUAGAUGAUAGCGUUCUUGCUCGGCUUGAGGGGGUUCGGCAUGA